AUUAAACUUCUACUUAUAACCACUUAUUGUCGAAGUCUUAAUUGCUUAUAUAUAUUCUUUUUUAUAAUAUAGAUCAGUCAAUCGGUCCACUAACAAAUUACAUACUUUUCAUUUUGUCCUUCUUCGUGCCUCUGAGAUCAAAUUUCAUAAAUUAAUAUUGCUCAAAAUGUUCUCACGUGAAAAAGAUGGAAGUGGAAGUGGAAAUGAUAGUAAAUAUUGGAAAGCUAGGAAAUCUCCUAGUUUACAAUUACCAUUAUACUAUAAGGAUAAACCAACACAUACACCUUCAGUAGGUGGAACCAUUGGAUAUAAAUUUAGGCAUUUAUUAAGAUCAAAUUCUAAAAUGGCAAUUUUUCUAAAGGCAUUCUUUGGAUCUUUAUCAGUAUACUUUUUUUAUAUAUACUUAAUAAGUUCUGGUCAUGAAUUUUCACUACCAAAGUCUAGUAGUAAAGUUGAUUGGAAAAUAGCUCAACAAGAAGUUAAAGAUGUAUUUUUAGAAAGUUGGCAUACUUAUGAAAAAUAUGGUUGGGGUUAUGAUAUUUAUCAUCCAAUUAAACAACAAGGUGAAAAUAUGGGACCAAAACCUCUUGGUUGGAUGAUUGUUGAUUCAAUUGAUACAUUAAUGAUUAUGGAUGCAAAAGAUGAAGUUUCUCGAGCUACGAAAUGGAUUAAAGAUGAUUUAGAUUAUAAAUUUAAUUAUAAUGUUAAUGUAUUUGAAACAACAAUUAGAAUGGUUGGUGGAUUAUUAUCGGCUUUCCAUUUAAGUAAAGAUGAUAUGUUUUUAGAUAAAGCAGCUGAUUUAGCUAAUGCAAUUGAAGGAGCAUUUAAAACUAGAACUGGUAUACCUUUAAGUUCAGUAAAUUUAGAAUCUGGUGAAGGUGUUAAAAAUCAUGUUGAUGCAGGUGCAUCAUCAACUGCUGAAGUUGCAACUUUACAAUUAGAAUUUAAAUAUUUAGCUCAUUUAACUGGUGAACAAUUAUAUUGGCAAAGAGCUGAAAAAGUUAUGGAAGUUUUAGAAUCAAAUAAACCAGUUGAUGGAUUAGUUCCAAUUUAUGUUAAUCCAGAUACUGGGAAAUAUCAAGGAAGAUUAAUAAGAUUAGGUUCAAGAGGUGAUUCUUAUUAUGAAUAUUUAUUAAAACAAUAUUUACAAACUAAUCAACAAGAACCAAUUUAUUGGGAUCUUUAUCAUGAAUCUGUAUUAGGAGUUAAGAAACAUUUAAUUAGACAAUCUAAACCUAAUGGAUUAUAUUUUAUUGGUGAAUUAGAACAAGGUAUAGGUGGUCAAUUUUCAAGUAAAAUGGAUCAUUUAGUUUGUUUUUAUGGUGGAUUAUUAGCUUUAGGUGCAACCAAUGGUUUAACUCUUGCAGAAGCUAGACUUGAACCAAAUUGGAAUGAUGAACUUGAAGAAGAUUUUAAAUUAGGAGCUGAAAUAACUAAAACUUGUUAUCAUAUGUAUUCUAAUAUUAAGACUGGUUUAUCACCAGAAAUUGUUGUAUUUAAUGAAGAUGAAAAUAAAGAUUAUGAUUUCUCAAUUAGAGCAGCUGAUAGACAUAAUUUACAACGUCCAGAAACAGUUGAAUCAUUAUUCAUAUUAUAUAGAUUAACUGGUGAUGAAAAGUAUAGAAUAUGGGGUUAUGAUAUUUUACAAAGCUUUAAGAAAUAUUCAAAGGUUAAGAAUAGUAAAGGAGAAGUUUCAUAUACUAGUUUAGAUGAUGUUACUAUUAUUCCUCCAAGAGCAAAAGAUAAUGUAGAAUCAUUCUGGUGGGCAGAAACUUUGAAAUAUUUAUAUUUAUUAUUUGAUGAUACCAAUAAAAUUCCAUUAGAUAAAUAUGUAUUUAAUACUGAAGCUCAUCCAUUCCCUAAAUUUGAUUUAACUGAUCAUUUAAAGACUGGUUGGAUAAGAAAGAUUUCUGGUGAUAAAGAGCCAGAAUUCCAACCUCCUGUUCAAGGUAAACAACCAGUUCCUGGUAGAGCUAAAGAGGCUCCAGCUGCAAACGCAAAAGCAGCCAUACCAGUAUCUGAACAACAAAAAGCUGGAGUUCCAGUAGGUAAAGUAGGUGGACAAGUACCAGUAAUAGAUAAAAAAAAUCCCCCACAAGCUCAACCAGUUGAUAAAUCAGUUGAAAAGGAAGUUGAAGAACAAAUUAAGAAGAAUCCUAAAUUAGCUAAAGAGGAGAAUAAAGAAGAUACUAAGGCUAAAUUGAAUAAAAUAAUUCAAGAUAUUCAGGAGUAGAUGCCCAUACUCGUCGUUCAUCUAUAAUUUACAUAUUUACAUAAAUAACUCAUAGUAAUUCAGGCGUUUUUAACUAU
This is a messenger RNA of Scheffersomyces amazonensis, 2310 nucleotides long. RefSeq names its product mannosyl-oligosaccharide 1,2-alpha-mannosidase (gene MNS1). Gene Ontology annotation, biological process: carbohydrate metabolic process; mannose trimming involved in glycoprotein ERAD pathway. Lineage: Eukaryota; Fungi; Ascomycota; Pichiomycetes; Serinales; Debaryomycetaceae. The transcript has a single exon. Gene Ontology annotation, cellular component: membrane; endoplasmic reticulum. Bases 167 to 2233 code for a protein of 688 amino acids. Gene Ontology annotation, molecular function: calcium ion binding; mannosyl-oligosaccharide 1,2-alpha-mannosidase activity. The record is from RefSeq and is a predicted model, not a curated record.